Messenger RNA from Phoenix dactylifera (date palm), 1582 nucleotides. RefSeq names its product putative transcription factor KAN4. NCBI's taxonomy places the organism in Eukaryota, Viridiplantae, Streptophyta, Magnoliopsida, Arecales, Arecaceae. Gene Ontology annotation, cellular component: nucleus. Gene Ontology annotation, molecular function: transcription cis-regulatory region binding. The record is from RefSeq and is a predicted model, not a curated record. Gene Ontology annotation, biological process: abaxial cell fate specification; regulation of DNA-templated transcription.
UCUCACUGCCCUUUUGUGGCAGUAUAAAUUAGCCUAGAGACCCUAUACCCUUGCUAUUAGCUCAUCACUACUACUGAACCUUUUCUCUUUCUCUCUCCUUCUCUCUAUAGCCUCUUUCAUACUCUCUAAACUAUAGAAAUCAUAAGGCACUUAUGAUCUAAUCACUAACACAUCUAUUUACCCAAUCCCCCACCCGCUUUCCUUUUCAUGAGUUCCCUUCCUUUCCCACCACCUUUCUCUUUCUCUCACUGUUUCACUCCACUAUUUCCUUUCCUUUUUCCUGCUCUCCCAACCCUUCUACUUUUGCCAUACCCCCUUCACCAAACCUCCAUUCUCUCGGAUACCUUCUUGCACGGACUUUACCUUGGCCUCCCCCAUUUGUUUGCUUUUUCCUUGAGCUUAGAUAAAUGACAACAGGAACCACAUCAACGGCCUCCGGCUUCACGGCCUUCCCCGAUCUUUCCCUCCAGAUCAGCCCGCCGGCGAUAUCCAUUAAUGAAUCCAUGAGGAGGGCUUUCUUCUGGGACUAUAAUUCGAUGUCAGACUCCGGGAGCAGCGGGAGCGAUAUGAGUCAUGACCAAGGUUUCUUGCACUCAGAGGGGGUCCAGGAUCCUGGCCAUGGCGAGCCAACGCUGAGCCUUGGGUUCAAGACGGCUGCGUCGGAUCCGCUGCACCACCAACUCUACCACAACCUUCACCACCACCACCACCAUCACUCCCACCAUCCUCAGAUCUACGGAUUCAAGCGGAAACUUCAUGGAGGAAAGAGAAGCAUUAGGGCUCCAAGGAUGAGGUGGACCAGCACCCUCCACUCCCAUUUUGUGCACGCCGUCGAGCUCCUUGGUGGUCAUGAGAGGGCCACGCCAAAGUCGGUUUUGGAGCUGAUGAAUGUGAAGGAUUUAACACUGGCUCAUGUGAAAAGCCACCUUCAGAUGUAUAGAACAGUGAAGAGCACCGACAGAGGGGCAGGCCGAGGCCAGACAGACAUGGGCAUGAACCAGAGGACAGGAGGAAUGGGGGAAGUGGAGGGAGGACUAUCAUGCGACAGAGCUGGGAUCAGCCCUUUCUAUUCCCUCAGUGCACCAACCCCACCAACGCCACUACCCAAAUCCCCUAGAGGACCAUAUGCAUCCACGGAGGAGAACACUUGGAAUGCAGCGAUGCAGCAAAAUGAGAUGUCACACUGCUACCUCAAAUGUGAUAAUUUUUUAAACAAAGAAAAUCAGGCAGUGGUGGAGGUAGGAGAAGCCCUCCAUCUAUCUCCAAGGGGAGGCCAAGGGGGAACAAACCUGAGGACAAGCUUUUCGCCAUCUCUGCAGACUGAUGCCAACAUGUUCCAUAAGCUACCGAACCUAGAAAUCACCUUAGGAAGACAAAGUUGGCAAAUUGAAUGUGUCGAAUCAUCGAAGGAACUGACCCUUCAUAAGCGUUUGUGAAGUUUGAAAAGAACCAAAAAAAAAAAUCAAAUCCUUCUAAACUUGAGGGAGAAGUGUGGUUUGUUGUAAGUUUUGCUUUGGAACAAGAAAAUCAUCCCAUCAACUCUCAAUUAACCUGCAUAUAUUAUACUGUCUGAUUCGGAAAA